AUGGCAAACUGCUCCAACCUGGAGUAUACAUCCAUAGAUCACAGUAAAUGGAGGAACCUUCCUCCUCCUCCAGGAUUUUCAAGCUUUGCUCCAAGCUCCAGAGCACCAGCCAAGGCUCCAACAGUAGCAACGUCAUCGUCGUAUGCAUCGCUGAAAGACAAACGUGCUUGGGAUCUCGCUAUCUCGCCAGCCAAGUCUCUUCCUAUGCAGGCAUUCAUGUUGUACAUGUCUGGGGGAGGCGUACAAAUCUUCAGCAUGGGUAUCGUGUUCAUGCUUCUUCUGUCGCCUUUUAAAAAUAUCGCUGGUAUGAAUGCAGCAUUCACACCAUUUGCGCCUACACCUGCAAGCGUCAAGUCACUCAAGGUCCUUCCUCUCCAGAAGAUAGCAUACAUCGCGUGCAACCUCUUGACACUUGCAGUUGGCCUCUGGAAGUGUCGUUCUAUGGGUCUUAUACCAACUGGAACAGGAGAUUGGCUGGCAUUCGAGAGUCGAGCGAUGGCACCUGAACUGUCGCUACUAUAA
This is a messenger RNA of Suillus plorans, 522 nucleotides long. RefSeq lists its product as uncharacterized. The transcript is spliced from 4 exons. Lineage: Eukaryota; Fungi; Basidiomycota; Agaricomycetes; Boletales; Suillaceae. Gene Ontology annotation, biological process: protein folding in endoplasmic reticulum. The record is from RefSeq and is a predicted model, not a curated record. Gene Ontology annotation, cellular component: EMC complex. Bases 1 to 522 code for a protein of 173 amino acids.